AGCUCGCCCCGCCCUGGGUGGUCGCCUUCCAGCUCCACUUGGGUCUAUGGAGGAAAAACUGAACGCUAAACCUGCGAUUCCGAUGGCCGCAGCUGCCUGCAGCACCAAGACCAUGUCCCUCUUCAAGCGGACCUUUGCACUGAGCCCCGCCGCGGCGCCUCGCGGUGCGGGCCCAGGGACUCCUCCGCGGGGCUGCCCCUACCCUCCCUUCUCCUGGCCCUCCAAGGACUGGCUGCGGGGAGAGGGCGUCUGUAGCCGGCUCCGGAGUCCGACCACGGCCCGACGCUUGUCUCUGUCCCAUUCCUGCUCCUCGACUUCUUCCACCUCAGCGUGUCUUCUCUGCCCACAGGACUCGCUCAGCAGCAGCUUGAAAACUUGCUACAAGUAUCUCAAUCAGACCAGUCGCAGUUUCGCAGCUGUUAUCCAGGGGCUGGAUGGGGAUAUGCGCCAUGCAGUAUGCAUAUUUUAUUUGGUUCUCAGAGCUCUGGACACUAUUGAAGAUGAUAUGACCAUUAGUGUGGAAAAAAAGGUCCCAAUAUUACACAACUUUCACUCUUACCUUUAUGAACCAGAUUGGCGGUUCAUGGAGAGCAAGGAGAAGAAUCGACAAGUGCUAGAGGAUUUUCCAACGAUCUCCCUUGAGUUUAGAAAUCUGGCCGAAAAAUAUCAAACUGUGAUUGUUGACAUUUGCCGGAAGAUGGGAUUUGGGAUGGCAGAGUUUGUGGAUAAGCGUGUGACCUCUGAACAGGAGUGGGAGAAGUACUGUCACUAUGUUGCCGGACUGGUGGGAAUUGGCCUUUCCCGUCUCUUCUCGGCUUCAGAGUUAGAAGACCCUGUGGUUGGUGAAGACACAGAGCUUGCCAACUCUAUGGGCCUGUUUCUGCAGAAAACAAACAUCAUUCGUGAUUAUCUGGAAGACCAGCAAGAAGGAAGAGAGUUUUGGCCUCAAGAGGUUUGGAGCAGGUAUGUUAAGAAGCUGAGCGAUUUCGCUAAACCAGAGAACAUUGACUUGGCUGUCCACUGCCUGAAUGAACUUAUAACCAAUGCUUUACAACACAUCCCAGAUGUCAUCACCUAUCUUUCAAGACUGAGAAACCAAAGUGUGUUUAAUUUUUGUGCUAUUCCACAGGUAAUGGCCAUUGCUACAUUGGCUGCCUGUUACAAUAAUCAACAGGUAUUCAAAGGUGUCGUGAAGAUUCGAAAAGGGCAAGCAGUAGCACUAAUGAUGGAUGCUAACAAUAUGCCAGCUGUCAAAGCUAUGAUAUAUCAGUAUAUGGAGGAGAUUUAUCAUAGAAUCCCCAACUCAGACCCAUUGUCUAAUAAAACAAGACAUAUCAUCUCCACUAUCAGGACACAGAAUCUUCCCAGCUGUCAGCUCAUCUCCCGAAGCCACUACUCUCCCAUUUACCUGUCAUUUGUCAUGCUCUUGGCUGCCCUGAGCUGGCAGUAUCUGAGCACCCUGUCCCAGGUCACAGAAGACUAUGUUCAGACUGGAGAACACUGAUUUGGAAUUUGUCUGGAAGCUAAAGUUAACUAAGAAAUGGAUUUACCUUUUCUGCAAGGAUGGAUAUUGGCUUCUUUUUUUCCCUUCCUGUUUUGAUCCCUAAAAGAACGCUGUGUGGCUUAGACCUUUAGAAAACUGAAAUGCAGUUGAGAUACAUUAAAAAAAAAAAGGA
Molecule: messenger RNA, 1676 nt
Organism: Orycteropus afer afer
Lineage: Eukaryota; Metazoa; Chordata; Mammalia; Tubulidentata; Orycteropodidae
Source: RefSeq, a predicted model, not a curated record